Messenger RNA from Amphiprion ocellaris (clown anemonefish), 2638 nucleotides. It is a transcript of the gene smad6b, whose product is annotated as SMAD family member 6b. Gene Ontology annotation, molecular function: I-SMAD binding; transcription regulator inhibitor activity. Bases 807 to 2273 code for a protein of 488 amino acids. Gene Ontology annotation, biological process: anatomical structure morphogenesis; regulation of transcription by RNA polymerase II; transforming growth factor beta receptor signaling pathway. Gene Ontology annotation, cellular component: heteromeric SMAD protein complex. The record is from RefSeq and is a predicted model, not a curated record. NCBI's taxonomy places the organism in Eukaryota, Metazoa, Chordata, Actinopteri, Pomacentridae. The transcript is spliced from 4 exons.
UGCGUGUGUGUGUGUGUGUGAGGAAGCGGGGGGGAGAGAAAAAGAAAAAGAGCGAGAAACGGAGGAAGAAAAGGGAUCUGGGCUGCAGUUUGGUUGAGAUCUGAGCAGAGGAGCAGGAGCGCUAUUCAGCCCCGGAUUGAUCCUCUUCAUGUAGUUUCAGCUCGCAUGGAUAUUUUGUUGGGAUUUUAAAGAGGACAGAAAAAGAAAACCCCGAAGAAGUGCACUGACAUCUCAAGAAGACGGCGAGGAUCCUGACUUUUCUGGUGCAUUUUCUUGGGAUUAAAAUCGCAUCGAAGUGCCUCAUGCCCUACGUGCCGGUGUAAGAAAGUAGAUCUGAAGCUUGUUUAAAAGUCGGAAACUGUUUCAGGCUGCAAGUUUGCCGUCUCGGUUGCGAAGGCUGCUUUGGAUUAUGUUACUGAGCGUAUUAUGUUUUUAUGCAUUCUACUUUUUGUACUCGUUCGUAACAAACACAUAAACAGUCCAUUCCGCAGCGAUCCUGGACAAUCAGCCACAGUUUGAGCCGCUUCGCUUUAUUUACAGUGUGAUCGGUUAAAUGAAAAAUGAAAGCCUUCUGAUCGGAAUGCUGCAGUGCAUUUAUUGCGCGGUUUUGUUGUAGAUGCAACAAAAUAUCCUUCAGUCUAAUGUUGCGGUUUUGCCACCAAUGCUCGUCAGUUGGCUGUGCAUGCUUUGCACGGCAUUUCACCGUCAUUAAUGUUUUGCAACGACCGGAGAAGUGUGUGUAACAUUAGGAUAUCCGUACAAGAAUAAUAAUAAAAAAAAAACCUUAUAGAUUUUCAAGUUGUCGUAUGUUCAGGACGAAACGCUCAGGUCUUGUGCGGCGACUCUGGAGAAGCCGUUUGAUCCCAGAUAAAGAAGGGGAAGAUGGAAAUGGCAAAACUAGUGAGGGCUGUAGGGACGAUCUGUUCGGCAACAACCCAGAGAAAAUUCCCAAAACGGAGUUCAGACCGAUGACCCCUAGCGGGUCUCUUGUAGGGGACAUAGGGGGUGUGUGCCCCGUGGAGGGCAGCGGCUUGGGGGUCACCUCGGACCAAGAUGGGGGAGCGGUGUGCGUCCCGGAGCAGGGGAGCCCCCGCUCCUUGCAGGACAGUGAAUGCAGGACAGUGACGUGCUGCUUAUUCAAAGACCGGGACCACUCCGUGCUUAGGGGUCCAGAGACGGCUCAGGGUACCAGGGAUCCGGGGUCGUGUCACUUCGUGCUGCGGAGCCUCGGACCGGGGGACGGCGGCUCUCCCGAGGCGCAGGAGGCGAUGCCACGCACGGUGUUAGAGCAGGAACUGAAGGCGGCCACAUACUCGCUUUUAAAGAGGCUAAAAGAAAAGGCGCUGGAUACCUUACUAGAGGCCGUGGAGUCCAGAGGAGGGAUGCCGAGCGACUGUGUUAUGAUUUCCCGGACAGAGCUGAGGUUGGGCGGCCAUGUGGCAUCCCCACAGCUGCUCGUGUGUAAACUGUACCGCUGGUCUGACCUCCAGCACUCGGCCCAGCUCAAACCGCUCUGUGAGUGUAAGAGCUUUGGGGCCCUGGACAGUCCUACAGUAUGCUGCAACCCCUAUCACUACAGCCGGCUCUGUGGGCCAGAGUCACCCCCACCCCCUUAUUCGAGGCUUUCCCCUAAUGAAGAACACAAGCCACUGGAUCUGUCAGACUCCACAUUGUCUUACACUGAAACUGAGGCAGCCAGCUCACCAAACAUCACACCAGGGGAAUUUUCAGAUGCCAGUAUGUCACCUGAUGCCCCUAAGCAGAGCCACUGGUGUAACGUGGCGUACUGGGAGCACCGCACACGUGUGGGUCGCCUCUACACAGUGUAUGAGCACUCCGUCAGCAUCUUCUAUGAUCUACCUCAGGGCACGGGCUUCUGCCUGGGCCAGCUCAACCUGGAACACCGUAGCAGCACCGUUCAGCGUACACGAGGCAAAAUCGGCUACGGUAUCCUCCUCAGCAAAGAGCUGGACGGCGUUUGGGCGUACAACCGCAGCGAGCACCCCAUAUUUGUCAACUCCCCCACUCUGGACGUGCCGAACAGCAGAACUCUGGUGGUGCGUAAGGUGAUGCCGGGCUACUCCAUCAAGGUGUUUGACUAUGAGCGCUCAUGCCUCCUGAGGCACACCACGGAGGCCGACCUCCUGGAUGGACCCUAUGACCCCAACAGUGUGCGCAUCAGCUUUGCUAAGGGUUGGGGCCCCUGCUACUCAAGACAGUUCAUCACCUCCUGCCCCUGCUGGCUGGAGAUCCUCCUCAACAACCACAGAUAACACAGACGGACCCCACAAACUAUCCCAAAUAUCAUCUACCUAGAUUUAAUAUAAAGUUUUAUAUAUUAUAUGAAAUAUAUAUUAUACUUGUAAAUACGGAGUCAUUUUUACAAUGUAAUUAUUUAUGUAUGGUGCAAUGUGUAUAUGGACAAGAGGAAAAAAACGGAAAAUGCACUUUGGCUUAUAUAUAUUAUAUAUAUAUAUAAAUAUAUAUAAAAAUAAAGAAUCUUUCAAUACCAACUUGAGAAAUUAUACAGCAAAAUUAGGAUGAGCCUGGAUUUGGUGUAUAGUUUUCAUAUACUAUUAAUAUCCAGACAAAAAGCUAACACCAUUCACACAUUGAUAAUAAAGUAUUCGCAUAAUGA